UGUCUUCAUCUUUAUAAACCUUUUACUUCGUAGACGCCUUACAUCAGCAGAUCUUGAUCAAACUGCAUAUUUGUAACUCUAAACCAACGAAGAUGUAGCAUUUUAGUUCUUGGAUGGAACUACUUUUGUCAAAGUGAUUCGGACAUAUGACCUCUGCUCAAGAGUUUAUCUCAGUUGACCCAUUUAUGUCAGUGAGCAAAAGUGGUCAGUACAAACACGAAUGGCACUCCGUGUGGCUGUAAUCGGUGCGGGCCCGGCCGGCCUGUGCGCGGCGCGCUACCUGUCGGCCGAACCUGACCGCUACCUGCCGACCGUGUACGAGCAGACAGCGGCGGUGGGCGGGACCUGGGUGUACACGGACAGGACGGGGACGGACGAGCACGGGCUUCCUGUACACUCCAGCAUGUACAAAAACCUGAGGACAAAUCUUCCGAAGGAGGCGAUGGUCUUCCCAGACUUUCCUUACGACAGCGGCCUGCCAUCUUACAUGUCCCACAAGGAGGUGCUUCGGUACCUGGAGAACUAUGCAGAGAACUUCGGACUUCACAAGUAUAUCCAGUCUCCUCUUCUCCAGUUCCUCACCAGGGUUGAUAUAGUGAAACCUGUCCACGUGACACCUGGCGACAUGAAAUGGCAAAUCACGACAUUCAAGGUCACGGCUCCAGAGAGCCCAACAACGGAACAAUAUGAUGCAGUCAUGGUCUGCAAUGGCGGGCGGAAUUCCGUCCCUUUCACUCCUGCCAUCCCCGGUACAGACCAGUUCCAGGGCAGGACCUUACACAGCCAUGACUACCGAGUACCAGAACCGUACACUGGAAAGAACGUCGUCAUCAUGGGAGGCUUGGCCUCGGGGGUCGACAUUAGUGUUGAACUCGCACAGGUCGCCGAACGUGUCGUCAUCAGUCAUUCUAACCCGCCAAUCGCGAAUAUACAAAAUCUUCCUCCAAAUAUUACACAAGCCACUAGAGUAGAGAGUAUUGUGGGUCCGAACACAGUCAGGUUUCAGGACGGACAAGAGUUCCACGCAGACGAUAUCGUCUUUUGUACAGGUUAUCGUCUGAGCUUCCCCUUCCUGACUCCAAACUGUGGCCUAACUGUCACCAAAGGCAGAGCUUACCCACUGUACAAGCAUGUUCUUAACACCACUUAUCCUACAAUGUCGUUUGUGGGUAUCACAAGUCAUGCCCUAACAUUUGCCUUGUUUCAGCUCCAGAUCAAGUUUGCUCUAGGAGUCUUGGAUGGCAGCAUUAGUCUUCCUUCGAAGGCAGCCAUGGAUCAUGAAAUUGACCAAGACUUUAGAUCACGUCUAGAGGCAGGCCUACCCCCACACAGAGCCCAUGAUGUGUUCCCUCUGUAUGUAUCAUAUAUGACCGAGCUAGCCAUGGUGACCCGCCAGCCUGACCCUCAGGGCCAGACUGCUAUGUGUGAUGACUCUAUCUCGCGUCUAUAUUCCGAUCCUCAGCAUUUUAAACAUGCAGAAUAUAAGAUAACAGGGCAGGAGACAUGGGAGAGGGUUCCCCACCAAAGCUAGCAAGUAGACUUCUGAGUAAAGCGUACACCACUGCAUUCCUGUCAGAACAGUUAAAAUUAUUUGAUGUUGUAUAUUGAUUGAAAAAAUCUCUACAGCUUUACGGAUAGCAUUCAUUUAUGUAACAAAUUUAUUAGCGCCGUCUCAAUGACGUCAAGCCAUGACGUGCAUGUACAUGUACAUGUACAUAUCUCACAUUGCUUUUAUGAUGUGUUGUCUUUUGUAUGUAUCUACAUGUGUAUCUAAACCAAAAGUAUAUAUGAUAUAAUGAUGUUCGUCCAUCGGGAAGCGAUGAGGACCUUGACUUCAGAUCAAUUCUGUUCAGUUGCCCUUGUGGGUAUGAUAUAGCUAUAGCGUAUUUGCAGUCAUAACAUUGUAUACUGGAACAACACUAAACCAUACAGCCUGUGGUAUCACAUUGUCCAUUUUUUUUCGUAUAAAAACAAGAUAACGCCCCAGGCCUAACCACGAAACUUCAUGUAUGGUACAGUAGCUUGAACAUGCAGAGUAUAAGGGCUGGAGGCAUGCAUGUUGGAUAGGGUUUCCCACCAAAGUGAGCUGUCUGAUACAGCAAGCGCACUUCUGUCAUAUUGUCUUAACAUUUUAUAGCGAUUCAAUGUUUUGCACUAACAUCAGGAAAAGUUUUUUUUUUUAUAUUAAGUUUGUUUCCCUAAGUACCAAGCUUGUUAUAAAUGUUAAACUUUUUUUAAUUCAAAAAGCUUCCCAAAUUCAGUAUACAUACAAUGUCAUAAAUGUGAGUGUAAAUGUAGUGUUUAACACGUUGAUAUAGAGUAUUUGGUGCAUCGUGUGUUUUUAAACAUACACUCAAGAUGCCAACAAGAUGUAACUACAAAACAUCAGGAAAAU
Messenger RNA from Branchiostoma floridae (Florida lancelet), 2395 nucleotides. Its product is annotated as flavin-containing monooxygenase FMO GS-OX5-like. The transcript is spliced from 4 exons. Gene Ontology annotation, molecular function: flavin adenine dinucleotide binding; NADP binding; N,N-dimethylaniline monooxygenase activity. NCBI's taxonomy places the organism in Eukaryota, Metazoa, Chordata, Leptocardii, Amphioxiformes, Branchiostomatidae. The coding region runs from base 221 to 1531 and encodes 436 amino acids. The record is from RefSeq and is a predicted model, not a curated record.